AUGUUCGCCUUCACUGCGCUGUUGCCGUUCUCGGCUCUGAUCGUACGCCAUGUCCUGGCUGCUCCAUUGUUAGAAGAUCGCGCCAUAAGUGACCGCUUCACGCUGUACGACCUGCCCACCCCAUUGCAAGCUCCCUGCGAUUUGGAAGUCGGCCCAGACAAUGCUCUCUGGGGCCAGAGCAUGCUGAAGAACAUCAUCUUCCGCAUCGACCCUACUACCGGCCACAUCGACGAAUAUCCCAUACCUUUCACCACGCCCCUAUCACCUACCAUCAUCCCACUUCCGGGAAUUCUCAAAGACAUUACGGAUCGCACGGUCUUGAGCUGUGCAAUCAGACAUGGCGCAGAUGGUAAUCUCUACGCCGCGAACGGUCUACGGAACCAACUCGUCCGCAUUAAUCCCACCACAAAGAAAAUGGACAUCUUCCAAGAUCCGAACGCCAACCUACUUGGAAACCUACAACCAUUCAACGACUUGUAUAGCGCCAAGGACGGCAUGUACGUAACGGCAACAAGCGGGAAUACCUUUGCAAUCUUUUCCUACGAAACCGAGACUUUUACGACCUAUAACAUUCCCACACCGGCGUCCUUCCCACUCGGAUUAAUCGUCGCUUCCAACGAGAAAGUCUACCUCGCGGAAUUCGUCGCGAAUAAGAUCCUCGUCUUUGACCCUAAGACCAAGUCCAUAGACGAAUUCCCUCUCCCGGAGCCCGCUCAAUUUCCUACCGUCGUUCGCGCCGAAUGUGACGGCUACGUCUACUUUGCCCUAUUCACCGGCAAUGGUAUCGGUCGCAUUAACAUGGAAACCAAUAAAAUCGACCUCUACCAUACCAAUCAGACCGCUCUUAUCGGAGCUGAGAAUACCAUUGAUUCCAAAGGUGGUGUGUGGUAUAGCGCAUUCACAGGAAAUGUCUUGUCGCGACUUAACACCCACACCCUCGAGUUCGACUACGUAACCCUUCCUGUCGGCUUGGGUAAGGAAGGUUUCACGGGCCUUCUCGGUGGGCUUCAACCGGCUGUUGACGUCGCUGUGAACUAUGGCCCGGGAGAUGCGGUUUGGUUUACCUCCUACACCACCAACCAAGUGGGACGGUAUGAUCUCAAGGGCCUCUACAACUGA
This is a messenger RNA of Ramularia collo-cygni, 1119 nucleotides long. RefSeq lists its product as uncharacterized. Lineage: Eukaryota; Fungi; Ascomycota; Dothideomycetes; Mycosphaerellales; Mycosphaerellaceae. The record is from RefSeq and is a predicted model, not a curated record. The transcript is spliced from 2 exons. The coding region runs from base 1 to 1119 and encodes 372 amino acids. Gene Ontology annotation, molecular function: protein binding.